AUGGGUGACCUGCCAACCACAUUUGACAAACCCGUUCUUAUCGCCGUCAUUGGUGGUACUGGCCUUGGCCAGCUUGAAGGCUUCGAGCCCGUUGCUGCCCUGAACCCAAUUACACCUUGGGGUCCUCCCGCGUCGCCGAUCCAAAUUCUCUCCCACAAGGGCAGCUACGUUGCCUUCCUAGCCCGCCAUGGAGUUCACCACCAGUUCGCUCCCCACGAGGUCCCCAACCGCGCCAACAUUGCUGCUCUACGCCAUAUUGGCGUUAGAUCCGUCAUCGCAUUUUCAGCUGUUGGGUCGCUACAAGAGCAGAUCAAGCCUAUGGACUUCGUGGUUCCUGACCAGGUCAUCGAUCGCACAAAGGGUGUUCGUCCGUUUACCUUCUUUGAGGGUGGUGUGGUAGGACACGUCGGUUUUGCCGACCCUUUCGACGCAGGCCUGGCCAAGGUUGUCAAGGCUUGUGCAGCCCAUAUGGAUGGCGAGGGCGUUGUAUUGCACGAGAAGGGUACAGUUGUGGUGAUGGAGGGACCUCAGUUCUCGACCCGCGCUGAGUCGCACAUGUACAGAUCGUGGGGUGGAUCGGUCAUCAACAUGUCGACGCUUCCCGAAGCUAAGCUUGCCCGUGAGGCUGAGCUGGCUUACCAGGUGAUUGCCAUGGCGACUGACUACGACUGCUGGCACUCAUUUGAGGACGUCAACGUCGAGUUGGUCAUUAGGUACAUGAAGUCCAACAACGAAAAUGCUAAGCGUUUGGUGGCCGGCGUCCUGGAUCGACUUGCCGAGAUUGAGAACAGCGACCUGAUUCAGGCUAAGCACUUGGCUGGUGCCUCUCAGGGAGCUGUCAAGUUUAUGACCAAGCCUGCAGGUCGUGACCCCGAGGCUAUGAAGAAGAUUGAAUACCUCUUCCCAGGUUUCUGGGAGGAAGGAUAG
Messenger RNA from Fusarium sp. VM40, 927 nucleotides. Lineage: Eukaryota; Fungi; Ascomycota; Sordariomycetes; Hypocreales; Nectriaceae. The record is from the annotation of a GenBank genome assembly.